Nannospalax galili (Upper Galilee mountains blind mole rat) is the source of this 2230-nucleotide messenger RNA. It is a transcript of the gene B2m, whose product is annotated as beta-2-microglobulin. The transcript is spliced from 4 exons. Gene Ontology annotation, molecular function: MHC class II protein complex binding. NCBI's taxonomy places the organism in Eukaryota, Metazoa, Chordata, Mammalia, Rodentia, Spalacidae. Bases 71 to 430 code for a protein of 119 amino acids. The record is from RefSeq and is a predicted model, not a curated record. Gene Ontology annotation, cellular component: MHC class I protein complex; MHC class II protein complex. Gene Ontology annotation, biological process: antigen processing and presentation of exogenous peptide antigen via MHC class II; peptide antigen assembly with MHC class II protein complex; positive regulation of T cell activation.
CGGACUAUAAAAGUGCGCUCCGAGCCCUGCCCGCAUUUCACAUUUCGGCGCUGGACGCGUUGGAGUGGCGAUGGCUCGCUCCGUGGCCCUGAUCCUGCUGGUGCUUGUCUCUCUGACCGGCUUGGAUGCUGUCGAGCGUCCUCCAAGAGUUCAAGUAUACACACGGAACCCACCAGAGAAUGGGACACCAAACUUCUUGAACUGCUAUGUGUCUGGGUUCCAUCCACCCCAGAUUGAAAUAGAACUGCUGAAGAAUGGAAAGAAGAUGGACAAAGUAGAGCAGUCAGACCUGUCUUUCAGCAAGGACUGGUCUUUCUAUCUCCUGGCCUACACUAAUUUUAUUCCCACUGCAAGUGAUGAAUAUGCCUGCAGAGUUACACACAGCACUCUGAAGGAGCCCAAGGUCGUGAAGUGGGAGCGAGACAACUAACCAGCAUACUGGAGAUAUGAAGAUAUCACAUUUGAACCAGUUUAAUUCUGUGUUAUUGUAUUGAUUUAAACAUAUGUAGAUUUCAUGCACACAAUAAGAAAGCUGUAAAGAAGUACCAUCUUUGUAACUUUACUUGGAGUGCUUUUAACAUGUUAAAAUUAAAGACUAACAUUUGGAUUCUAGCUAUAUAUAUAUAUAUUUUGGUCUUUUUGAGAUAGGCUCUCCCAGUAGCCCCAGCUGGCCUGAAACUCACUAUUUAGACCAGGCUGGCCUCAAACUCACAGAGAUCCUUUCCGUCUGCCUCUGCUUCCUGAGUGCUGGGAUUAAAGGCAUGCGCCACCACACCCAGCAUGGAUUCUAGCUAUCUUAAAUGAAAGUAUCUAUGAGUACUUUGAUUGAAAACGUUAUGAAAAAAAAUGAUUUUGCUAGUUUGACAGAAAAAAAAUCUCUAGUAAAUAUAAUUAAAAGUAAUAGCUGACCAUAUAUCAAACCCUUAUUGGGCACCAAACUCUGUACAUCUCCUCUUAUUAGUUGGAUGCAAUUGUUCAUCUUUGGUCCUCCAUAACAUAAAUGAUUAAAAUGUCUAAGAAACUUGAAAUCUAUCUCUUUGGUAAAGCACACAGACCCAGCUGAAGCCUGUCACAAUGCCUUGCAUACUUCCCCUCCCCUAUGAAUCACUUCUUCUUUUUUAUUUUCACUCAGGAAAAAAAAAAAAAAGACUUUUGCUGCCACAUAAAGCCAUAGUGUUAUUAUACAAAGUGGUUCUCGGUAUCUUUAGAUGUCUACAAGUAUGCAUGCCAUUUUCAGCAUCUGAAGAUCCAGUAAAUGUCCUCAGUCAAGUUCUUAUAGAAGCAGACUCCUGAUGUAAGGGUCUAGAUGAAAAUGACUUAUUAAGAAAGGACUCUCAGAAAACAAAACAAAACAGCAGUAAGGGGGUGGUGUCUGAAGGACAGGGAAAGGGAAGAAACAGAGGGGGUGAGAUUUCAGAAGUUCUACAUCCAGCCGGAUCCCAUUGGGAAGCUCUAGAGCAAAGAACACAUCUUAAAGUUCAUCUUACCUUGAAGCAAAGAAGCUGGCUUUAGAAAUCUUCACAGGCCUGUUGUUGUCUAUACAGGAUUGUGGAAUAAUCUGAAACUUAAAAUUCCCAAAUACUUUGGAUUCUCUCUGUUACUGGAAAGUAAUGUGCAGGUGCUGGUUGUUAGCACAAAAUAUGCAAAAGCUAGGGAUUGGCUCAUAUUGUAGGUGGAACAGCUGUUGAUACUGUGUUUCCUGUUCUAGUCUUCUGCCUGUACAACACAUACAAUCCGAAACUCCCAUUACAAGUUCAAAGUUUCUAAGGGACUAACAUUAACCUGUGAAUGCCAGUCAACUGAGAACUAAGUUUGAAUCCUAAUUUUACAAAAGUUACUUUGAAAUCCCUGAUUUGAGCUUUUAAUAUGGAUAUUAUUUGUGUCCCCAAAGAUCCUUUUGUGGUUGAGGCUUGGCCCCCAUGGUGGCGAAAAUGGGAAGUGGUGGAUCCUUUAAGAGGUGGAAGCUCAUAGGAGGGUCUUGGGUUACUGGUGGUAUAAGCUCAGAGGAAGGUCCCCUGGGAUCUGUUGAAUUCUGAGAGAAUUAUAAAAGGAGCAAACCUGGUCCCUUCUGUCUGCUCAGCUGCUUCAAGAUAGAAUCCCUUGCUUGCUCCUGACAUACUUUUUCCAUUGCUGUUGGCACCAUGAAGCCAACGAGUAGCCUUUGCCUGUGCUAUACUAUUGAAAUUUUGAAACUUCAAAACUGUAAGCUAAAUAAACCUCUUAUUAAGUA